Molecule: messenger RNA, 2507 nt
Organism: Oncorhynchus mykiss (rainbow trout)
Lineage: Eukaryota; Metazoa; Chordata; Actinopteri; Salmoniformes; Salmonidae
Source: RefSeq, a predicted model, not a curated record
CUGUAAACACCGGCAGAGCAGAGCCCUGUGCCAGCGACGCACUCCAAUGCUGCUGAACCUCACCACAGAGAAGGGCCAACAGCAAACACCAUGCAGGCCUGCACGCAGGACCCUCAGACACUUAACACUCUGACUAGCCAUUCAUACUAAACACAGACUUGGCCUACAGUAACACUUAAACAGCUUGUAAAGUAAGUGGUUAUUACAGCCACUGUAUCUGACUGUGUGUUUAUGUACAUGUGUGUGUAUCAGCGCCACCUGGUGAGGGAAGAGUGAGGCACAGCCUCAACCUGCCCAUCAUCAACCCAGAGAGACCGCAGACAACCAAAGAAUCUCUAACUCCAGGGAGGGCAGGUAGCAUAGUGGUUAGAGCUUUGGGCCAGUAACCGAAUCCAUAACCGAAUCCCGAGCUGACAAGGGAGAGUUUGUUUUGCAUGGCCCGGGGUACAGACUCCGGCUACCUGGGGCAACGGUGUAAAACGAACUCGCCCAUUCUGACUGGGAGUGUGGCUGCCAUUUUCGGACCAUUCUGGAACUUUGAAGGUCGAUGCCUUGGCUGAUAGAGAUCAACGCCAGCCCCACCACGGGCACCUCUACAGCAGUGACAACAUGCCUGUGUGCUGCCGUGCAGGGGGACACUCCCUGGGUGGACCUGGACCUCUGGCUGGACCGAGGGGUACACACUGGGGGCUUUCAGCUGAUAUACAAACAGCCCAUCCUGCUGUCUCUACGGCGUGGCCAGGCGACGGUGACCUACGCCCAGAGCCCUCUAGGAGCUCCGGAGACCCGUCUCACUGCCCUGGACAAUGGCCUGAGGAUCGCAUCCGAGGAGACUGGACACGGCACAUGCACUGUUGGGUUGUGGAUCAGCUGUGGAAGUCGCUACGAGACUGAGAAGAACAAUGGAGCUGGGUUCUUCCUGGAGCAUAUGGCUUUCAAGGGGACAAAGAAGCACCCCCAGAUGGCCCUGGAGCAUCAGGUGGAGUCCAUGGGUGCUCACCUGAGUGCAUACACUUCCCGGGAGCACACUGCCUACUACAUGAAGACCCUGGCCAAGGACCUGCCCAAAGCGGUGGCGCUGUUAUCCGAGGUGCUGCAGAGCAAUGUCCUGAGCGAGGCUGACAUUGAGCAGCAGAGGAGUGUAGUACUGAAAGAGCUGGAGGAGGUGGAGGGCAGUCUGCAGGACGUGUGUCUGGACCUGCUGCACGCUACAGCUUUCCAGGGCACCCCCUUAGGACACAGUGUUCUGGGGCCAUCCCAAAACGCCAGGACUUUGAGUCGACAGGAUCUGGUAGAUUUCAUCAGCAGCCACUACAAGGCCCCCCGCAUGGUGCUGGCAGCUGCUGGAGGUGUGACUCACGAGGAGCUGGUUGGGUUGGCCAAGCAGCACUUCAGUGGCGUUUCCUUUGAGUACGAGGAUGAUGCUGUGCCUGUUCUGUCCCCCUGCCGCUUCUCUGGCAGCGAGAUCCGCAUGCGUGAUGACGAUAUGCCCCUGGCACACAUUGCCAUCGCUGUGGAGGGUGCCAGUGCCGCCAGCCCAGACAUUGUGCCUCUCAUGGUGGCCAACUCCAUCAUUGGCAGCUAUGACAUCACUUUCGGUGGUGGAAAGCACCUGAGCAGCCGCCUGGCUCGUCUAGCCUCAGAGGAGAGUCUGUGCCACAGCUUCCAGGCCUUCCACUCCUCUUACAGCGACACUGGUCUGCUGGGCAUCUACUUUGUCACCGACAAACACCACAUCGACGACAUGAUGCACUGGUCACAGAACGCAUGGAUGAACUUGUGCACCACAGUGACAGAGAGUGACAUUGCCAGAGCCAAGAAUGCCCUCAAGGCCAGCCUGGUGGGACAGCUCAACGGAACGACACCGAUAUGUGAUGACAUCGGCAGACAUGUCCUGAACUACGGCCGCCGUAUCCCUCUGGCCGAGUGGGAUGCCCGCAUCAACGCUGUGACGCCCAAGAUGGUGCGUGACAUCUGCUCCAAAUACAUCUAUGACAAGUGUCCCGCCGUGUCUGCUGUUGGCCCCAUUGAGCAGCUGCCUGACUACAACAGGAUGCGCAGUGCCAUGUACUGGCUCCGCUUCUAAGAUCCCCCAUAGUGUUGCUAUGCUCCUCCACUCCCAUACUCCUCCCAUCACUGCAAGAGUAAAGAACCGAGGACUGCCUCAGCUCAUUAGCACAGACUGGUAUGGACUCCAGGCCUUCUCUCCUCUCACUACGUCAGUUCUAAUUGGUUAUGAGGGAGAGAACCAUGGUGUUGAGGGUGUGCAUAAGUUGUGUUCCAUUUCCUUGUAUUUGUCGCUGAUCUUGGAAGAUUGUAAUACAGAAGAUUUAUUAUCACUGAGCCUUUUCAGGCACCUGGUACUGUUCUGGGGACACCUGAACACAUCCAGUGAUGCAUAUACUUUACAAUCAUAGCACUGUACAACCAGUUGUGGAGAAGUAUUUAUGAAUUGAGGCAAUGUUUUGUUUCUGUCCUAUUGUACAUAAACUCAUUCUGACAUUCAA